Messenger RNA from Darwinula stevensoni, 2670 nucleotides. The record is from the annotation of a GenBank genome assembly. NCBI's taxonomy places the organism in Eukaryota, Metazoa, Arthropoda, Ostracoda, Podocopida, Darwinulidae.
AUGGUCAAUAUAGCAGAAGUCCCAAAAAUGAGUUAUUGUAGAAUAUGGACCCCAUUCAAAGAACUUUUUGAAGCAGUGGACAAUGUAGUGUACAAGCAUGAUGCCUUCUCAAUUCCUGAUCUGGAAAGCUGUGUGCGUAAGCAUCGUUCAGCACUAUUCUCACCCCUCCAGAAUCCGGGCAAAGAUGCAUCUGAACGAGAACGGGUGAGAAAAGCUGCCCAUGAGUCAAUCAUCCUUGCUAAGUCUUCAGUUCCAGUUCAGCUGCCUGAAAUUCUCAUUGAAGAGGCUCUCAUCUUGUCUGAUAUGUACAACCUCAGUGAGAUUGCAGCUGUAGAACUCCUGUUGCUUGAUGCUAUCAUCCCCUUUUCCUUAGGAGAAAGUGAGAUGGUGAACUUUCCAAAUCUACCUCGGGGGUUAGUGGCUGUGCUUCUGUAUUAUGAUGGUCGGAGGGACCUGGCCCGAGCAUUGAAAGCCCUUGUGCAGGGGUGUCAAGGGAGGACUUGGACCUUGGGACUCUCUGCUGACCUUGCUGCCCUCUUGGGGUCUUAUGUUGAUGAACUUGUUCAGGAGGGACUCGUGUCAAAGAUUCUGAAGUUGUUGAAGGAAAUGGACAUGGAGAAGGAAAUGGGGAAACUGGGAGAGAAUCGAGCCCUUGGUGACAGGAGACAUAGGCAUCAGGUGAUGAAAAUGUACCAGGAAACUCAGCUUGCCCUUGCCCAGACCAUCUUCUGCCUGGCUGCCCAGAAGGGUCUUUCUCGUUCCGACUUAUCCAGGCUGCUAUCACACCUGUCAAAGCAGAGUGGGAUGAGAAGCCCAGAUGCAAGUAUGGAUGAAGUCCUUUGUGCUCUAUUCAUGGCUGCCCUCUAUAGCCUUGAUCUCUCUCUCCUCACCACUGAACUGGAUGAUAGCACACUGGUGAACAUUCCUCUGUUAGCUGACAAGGACAUGAUAGGAGAGAUUCAUGACCAACUGAGUUCCACAACAGAAGCAUGGGAGAGUGAGGGGCUUCAAGGUGUGAUUCAGUUGGCUUGGUCCAUUGCUCUCAGACACCUCUCCCAGUCUCCAUUUGGACAAGGUUAUGAUGGAUAUUUGGAAGAAGAUGAAGCCAUAUUCAGUAUGGCAUUGGAUGGGAGGCCAUUCUUUUUCCUGUCUCACUGUGUUCUCAAUAAUUCAGAGUUCUACCAAGAAGAGUUCUAUGUUCGACGUCUCCAUGGCCUCCUGGCUGAAUUCCUGUGUUCCAUGCCUUUGAAAGUGAAGGAGCUACGAAACCGAGCUGAUGAAAUUGCUCGCAUUGAGGCAGCCCGUGCCCAUGAUUGUACCCCUUCGCCCCUCAACCACCCUAGACAUUUUCAGGAACUCAUGGUGCUUGUGGUGAAAUUAUAUUCAAAGGAUCCAUUGAAGUUGGAGCUGCAGGAAGAAUACUGGGGUCCUAUGCAGCCAGAGGGUACAUGUGACAGACAUCAACAUGUCUCCUCUCGUCAGAUCGCCCUGGUGAAAUUUGUCAGACUUGCUGGGGACCUGGUGCCACCUGCAUUGUUUGUGUCAUAUGUUGAUAUGCUUGCCAGCCUGGCUGCAUCUCCUAAGGCAGCUCCUAAGGCCUUCCAGCUCCUUAAGCUCAAUUCCUUUGGCCAAGGAGGCUCUAAGAUCUCCUGGGAUCAUUUCUUCUGGUCACUUACUCAGUACUAUCACAGCCUAAGGCAUGAGGAAAGUAUUGGGACAAUGACAGCCUUGGUGCCCGGUAUGGGGCCAAGGGCAGCUGCACCUACACCUGCACCUACUCCUUCCAAAGGCAUCAGUCCUCAGGAAGUGGCAGGCCUUCAGGCUGUACUCCGUCUUGUCACUGCCAUUGCAGGCAGCAGUGAGAGCCUGAGAUUGGCCCUGUAUGAACAUCCCAGUUGGGCCCCUGUGGUGGUGAUGAUGGGGCUCAUCACGUGUCCCAUCCCUAUUGCAUUGAAGGCUGAGCUGUUGACUUGCUUGCAGGCAUUUGCAGCUUCCCCUGAGAUUGCUCCCAUUAUAUGGCAGGGGAUUUCUGGAGCUGGCCUCCUGCAAGAGAAUAUCAGUGCCUUCUCUGCUUCCAAGGGCAUUGCUAUGGAGCUAGAGGAGAUAGAGACUCGAGGGGAGGAGUACCCAAUGACAAGGGCUUUCUUGGGUCUCCUGUCCAUGCUCAUGGAAUCUGGUCCCUUGCCUACCAGUUUUCCAGCAGUUAUUCCACCAUUCCUCCACUUUCUCAUCAACUCAGUUUUCCUUAAACACCAAGCCAGGUCCUACCGAAAUGCCAUGGAGAAGUGGGAGGUGGGAUCCCUGUGCCUGGAGAUCCUGGAGAAGAGUCUUUCAGUGUAUGAGGCGACUAAGGCAGACUUUGCACCCUUAGCUGCCCCUCCUCCUGGCUUCCACAUCCUUCAGCUUCUCCUCAAGGAUUCUCAACUCCUUCAAAUGGUGGUGAAUGUUAUAUGUCAGGGGAGAGAGGAAUAUGAGCAGCGGCACAUGAAGGGGAAUGCCAUUGAGAAAGCCAUGCUGCUUGGCCUAUGUCUCCUGAGCACUGCUCUGGAGAAACAAGAGGCAUUCCUGUUGCUUGAGAGGGAUAAUCGAUGUGCUUUUGUUGCUAUCCCUCUCCAGAAGCUCCUCAUCUCCAUCCAACCCAAGGCAGAGCUCAUUUAUGUCCUUCCUAAG